This is a messenger RNA of Seriola aureovittata, 2184 nucleotides long. Its product is annotated as keratin, type I cytoskeletal 18-like. NCBI's taxonomy places the organism in Eukaryota, Metazoa, Chordata, Actinopteri, Carangiformes, Carangidae. The coding region runs from base 1 to 2184 and encodes 727 amino acids. Gene Ontology annotation, molecular function: structural molecule activity. The transcript is spliced from 9 exons. The record is from RefSeq and is a predicted model, not a curated record.
AUGACUCCGUGGCAAGUUCUUCGUUCAGGCAGAGCUUCCCAGGUGGCUCUGGGUUACCGUUUUCAUCAUGGACCCGGGGUCUCGGUGCAUUACAGCACAGCUGCUGCAGCUCAUGCAGCUGCAGACGGCAGCAGGAGCUUCUGUUUGUCCAGAGAGAAACUCACCCUGCAGCAGCUGAACGGGAGGCUGGCGUCGUACCUGCAGCAGGUUCAGUGUCUUGAAGCAGCCAAUCAGAGGCUGGAGCGUCAGAUCCAGGAGGAGCUGGACAGAAAGUGUCCCAGAGACCUGAGAGAGCUGGACGGACACCUGAGGACAGUGUCCCUGCUGCAGGACCAGAUCAAUGACUGUCUCUCGGCCCAGGCUCAGGUGAAGCUGCUGCUGCUCGGUGCAGAGCUCACCAUCUUUGACUUCAACACCAGGUGUGAAAAGGAGCAUGAGCAUCGUGGCCGCCUGGAGGCGGAGCUCAGCAACCUGAGGCUGCUGGAGGAGGAGCUAAGUGUCCACAAACUGCCGGAGCUGCAGAGUCUGCUGAGGGAUCAAACAGGACAACUGAUGGAGCUGCAGAGACAACACCAACAGGAUCGGCAGGGUCUCCUGGCCCAGGUCUCAGGGGCCGUCACUGUAGAGAUGCAGAGAGCUGAAUCAUCAGACUUGAUCCAGCAGCUGGACGACCUGAGACAGGCAAGCGUGAUGGUGCUCGACAAGAACCAGAACGAGCGCUGGUUCAACUCCCAGGUGUCUGUGUUGGGUUCUCCGGAGGUGACCUUUGACCCUGCAGGAGUCGUCCAGGCCGAGCUGGUGGAGCUGAGGAGAACAGCAGCCGGUCUGGAGGAAGAGCUGACACAGCUGCAGACCUUGAACAUCCUGUUGGAGGACUCUGGUCAGGAGCAGGCUGAGUCCUUCGUCCUGCAGCUGGUGGUCCUGCAGCAGAGAGCAGACAGUCUGUGCGGAGACUUGGACUCAGCGCUACAGGCUGCAGCUCAACAGGCUGCAGACCAUCACGUCCUGCUGGAUAUCAAGAACAAGCUGGAGACUGAGAUACUAGACUACAAGAGGCUGCUGGAUGGACUGGGUCGAGAGGGAGUCUCAAGUCUUCACUUAAACUCCAAAUCUACCAUCAUGUCAUCGUAUGCUUCAACAAGCCCCACCACCUCUGGAAAAGUCAUGCCAAGCAGAGUAGUCAGUGUUCAGGGAGGAAAUCUUCAGAUGACAGACACCUGGACUGUCAGACAAAUGCCUGUAGGUACCCCGCUUUCAGAAACAGUGAUCACAAACCAGUCAAUCAGGGUCCACAGUAAAGAUGCAAAGAACUCACCACUGACAUCGAUCAACACUUCAAAUCUGGCCAAUACAUUCUACAACCCUGAAAACCUGAGAACAGGAGCUGUUCCUGAAAUAACCACUAGGAAAUCCAUCAAUGUGGGUCAGAUUAGCCAAGAUUCAGACAAAGGAGCUGUUGUCAAGAUUUCUAAAGUGGAGAUAAAUCCGGCAACAACAGGAAUCACAAUGGUUCCUGAUAUACAAUCCACCAUGAGAGCUGGUGUUCAAACUAAACCAGAGACAUUUACUUCCAAUCAAUCUACCAAAGAAGCAAGUUCACAGGUUAAUAAAACAGGUACACAUAUUCAAACAGAGAUCACCAAAACCAUUCCUGUUGCAGAAACAGAAAUAAAGCAGACAGCUGCAUCUGAUCCCAGCAAGAAAACAGAAGAAACAAUGAUCUUACCUCAAACAGAUGACUACAUCCAAGCUAAGAAACCAGAUUCUGUACAGGUUAUGCCUUUAAUGUUGGAGACUACAUCCGAAAAUGACAGGGAUAGUGAUGAAGUUGCCCUCAAGGGGGUUCAGGAGGAGGUCUCCAGUGAAGUCACGCUGAUGAAUGACAAGGAUGUACAAGGGCAAGUAAAGAAGGAAGACAAAGAAAUAAUAGAAGAAGGUGCUUUGCCUGUCGAGAAUUCGGCAUUGUCCAAUACGUCGAACAACAAACAAGACAAAGUCAAGGAGGAUGCAGAUACAGGGUCCACCAUUGCAACUGCUUCAUUAAGUAGCCCAGUCAGCAACAACAACCUUGAGAGUAAAACUGCAAGUACAGAUAUUUUGAAGACAAUAGAGUUAGAAAUGAAUAAGGAGAAGGUAGUCAACAGUUUCCAUGAUACUAAUACCGAUACCAAUGAGAGCUUCUAA